Messenger RNA from Hypanus sabinus (Atlantic stingray), 4136 nucleotides. RefSeq names its product glycogen [starch] synthase, muscle-like. The transcript is spliced from 16 exons. Bases 556 to 2736 code for a protein of 726 amino acids. The record is from RefSeq and is a predicted model, not a curated record. Gene Ontology annotation, molecular function: alpha-1,4-glucan glucosyltransferase (UDP-glucose donor) activity. NCBI's taxonomy places the organism in Eukaryota, Metazoa, Chordata, Chondrichthyes, Myliobatiformes, Dasyatidae. Gene Ontology annotation, cellular component: cytoplasm. Gene Ontology annotation, biological process: glycogen biosynthetic process.
AAAUAUUCCCGUGUAUAAACUGUGCAAAGCCUUUUCAUUCUUUACUUUCAUAGUCAAUGCUUUUAGUGUUGUUCUAUUACAUUCCAACACAUCAAGAACACUGGUGCCACUCAUAAGACCCUCUAGGGUAGUAUCACACAACCGGGCCCUCCCCCUGCAGUCGCAGAAGAACCCAGUGCUGUGGUCCUUCCCCGUCGAGCCCUUGCUGUGGCUGCACCAAGCUUCCGCACGUACUCCUACAGACGGCAGCCUACGGACAUCUCGAGAUUAUUCAACUCUACCUGGAUGAAACACAACCAGUUGCGCAACAACUGAACGUUUCCUUCCCGGUUCAUUUGCGAGGUGGAUUCGGCGGAUCCUGGAAACCGCCUCCCCCUGCUGGAGCCGGUCCUGUCCCGCAGAAGCGCGCCCCUGGAGCCCGGUGGCGUUGCUGCAUGCCCUGGCCGCCACUGACUCCGUGCCGCUGCUCAUUGCCCAUGCUCGGUUCCAAGUUGGGCGCGAUCAGUUCCGAUGCUGCGCUGCCGUCGGGUUUUUCCCUCCUGAGAUCUCGGCAGCAUGUCGUUCCUGAGUAACUCGCCGUCGUAUGGUUCGCUUUCCGGCUUUGAGGACGAUCUCCCAGCCGAUAACCUUUUCCUGUUCGAGAUCGCCUGGGAGGUGGCGAAUAAAGUGGGUGGUAUCUACACUGUCAUCCAAACCAAAACAAAGCUGACAGUGGAUCAGCAUGGAGAGAAUUACAUUUUGAUUGGCCCAUAUGUUGAGAACAGUGUCAAGACACAAGUUGAGCUGAUUGAACCACCGAAUCCAGCCAUUAAGCGCACUAUUGAUUUGAUGAACUCCAGGGGUUGUAAGGUCCAUUUUGGCAGAUGGCUGAUCGAUGGAAGUCCUUACGUUGUGCUACUAGACAUUGCUGCCUCCAGCUGGAGUCUAGAUCAGUGGAAGACGGAGUUAUGGGAUGUGUGCAAUAUUGGAAUUCCCUGGUUUGACAAGGAAGCUAAUGAUGCAGUGCUGUUUGGUUUUAUCACUGCAUGGUUCUUGGGCGAAUUUGUGGCCCAAAGUGAGAAAGGGACCUUUCUCCUUGCACAUUUCCAUGAAUGGCUGUCAGGUAUUGGCCUUGUUUUGAGCCGCAUUAGAAAAAUCCCCGUGGCAACGAUCUUCACAACACAUGCAACUCUGUUGGGACGCUACCUCUGUGCUGGGAACGUGGACUUUUACAAUAGUCUGAAAAAAUUUGAUGUUGACAAGGAAGCAGGUACGAGACAGAUUUACCAUCGGUACUGUAUGGAGCGAGCCGCUGUCCACUGUGCUCACGUCUUUACCACAGUGUCAGAGAUAACCGCCAUGGAGGCCGAGCAUCUGCUCAAGCGCAAGCCUGACGUGGUUACUCCAAAUGGACUUAACAUAAAGAAGUUUUCUGCGAUGCAUGAAUUCCAGAACUUGCAUGCCCGCAGUAAGGCUCACAUCCAGGAGUUUGUCAGAGGGCACUUCUAUGGAUGUUUGAACUUCGACCUGGACAAGACCCUGUUCAUUUUCAUUGCGGGGAGGUAUGAGUUCUCCAACAAGGGGGCUGAUGUGUUCCUGGAGGCUCUGGCUCGCCUGAAUUAUCUGCUCAAGGCAAAUCGAAGUGAUGUUACUGUAGUUGCAUUUUUCAUCAUGCCUGCGAAGACCAAUAACUUCAAUGUUGAAACCCUGAAGGGACAAGCAGUACGGAAACAGCUUUGGGAUACCGCCAAUGUGAUCAAAGAAAAGUUUGGCAAAAAGCUUUAUGAAUUGCUCUUGGAAGGUGAGAUGCCCGAUAUAAGCUCAAUUCUGAAUCGUGAGGACUUCACUAUGAUGAAGAGAGCCAUAUAUGCCACUCAGCGCCGUUCAUUGCCUCCAAUCUGUACACAUAACAUGCUGGACGAUUCCAACGAUCAGAUUCUCAAGGCGAUCCGAAGAAUUGGACUAUUUAACAAUACAAGUGAUAGGGUCAAGGUCAUCUUUCACCCUGAGUUCCUGUCGUCCACCAGCCCAUUGCUUCCUUUGGAUUAUGAGGAGUUUGUACGUGGUUGCCAUUUGGGUGUGUUUCCUUCCUAUUACGAGCCAUGGGGGUACACUCCUGCGGAGUGCACAGUGAUGGGAAUUCCCAGCAUUACCACCAACCUCUCAGGGUUCGGGUGCUUCAUGCAGCAGCAUAUUGCUGACCCAACCGCGUACGGGAUUUACAUACUUGAUCGUCGGUUUAGAUCUCUGGAUGACUCGUGCAAUCAGCUGACCUCGUUUAUGUACAGCUUCUGUCAGCAGUCCCGUCGACAGCGCAUCAUUCAAAGGAAUCGCACCGAGCGGCUUUCUGAUCUGCUGGACUGGAAGUACCUGGGAAGGUAUUACGUCCAUGCAAGACAGCUUGCGUUGGCCAAAGCGUUUCCAGAUUCGUUCACUUCAGCUCAAUGGGAGCCAGUGGUUAGUGAAGGCUUCUGUUACCCAAGACCCGCAUCCAAACCACCUUCUCCAGCUACUUCCCUUCAUUCCAGUCCCUACCACAGCGAAACGGAGGAUGAUGAAGAGAGAUACAAUGAAGAGGAAGAAGCUGAGAAAGACCGCAUGAAUAUAAAGCCGAUUGCAAUGAUCAGUUCAAAAUUAGAGAAAAGAAGGGUGAAGAAAAAGAGCCAGGCAAUAGAACCCGGCUCCCCAGGAAGCCUUAACUACAGUUCUAGUGAUCCUGAAAACCAUAGUGACUUGGGAACAGAAGAAAGAAACUAGAACUAAAUUGUUUACAACUGUAAAGCUACUGCAUUAUACCAACUCUACAGAGGAUUAAACAGAGGGUUAGAUUGUGUGCUGAGUUUCAAUGAGUUUUGGUUGUAACCGUAAAAUUUUCAAAUGCACUUUAUCCUCCGAGUUGUUGCUUCCAGGUCAUGAGUCACAGAAGUAAAUUGGAACUACAGCCAACAUCACUGAAAUCAUUGUUAGAUGUUUCUGGAAAAUCUCCUGAAAACCUGAUGUGUUCAAAAACGGAUGGGGGACAAACCGAUUAGUCGGACUGAUUGAAAUGAGAUCGUAAACCCACAAUGUUAGAAUCUGCACAUGUGCCUGCUGCAUGCUCUCUACAAGUUAGCACAUCCUCAUGUUCCUUACAAAUUUACAGCAGAGAGUAAAUUUGGAAUAGAUAAUUUAGUAUCCAGAUCUGGGGCUACUGAACAUGGGUUACCUUUAGUGAAUUUUACCACUAAAAUCAUUUGCAUGUGACAAGUGUUGCAUGCCAUACCAUGAAAAUUCAGUAUAAUUCAUAACCAAAAGCAGCCUCCAAUUGUAGACUCAAAAUACUCUCCAUUAAUCACCCUCCUGUUAUAAGGAUCUGAUAGAUGUUAUUUCAUUCAGGUAGAAAAUAUGCAAAGUUAAUUUGUUGAUAACAGAAUGGAUCUUCUGUGAUUUUUAAGAAAAUCUGUGUUCAUGGAUUUUAUAUUUUAAUACAAUAAACAAAUAUUUGUUUAAGGCAGUAUUUUGUUCGAAGUAUUAAGCAAAGGGAUGAAUCACAAAAAUUAUGUGUGCACAUUUAUUUUUCACAACUGGGAAAUGUCUGAGGUUUGACUGUAUCUCUUAACUGAAGUGACAUUUUUGGCCAGUGGUAGUCCCAGCGGUAAUGGUGGGGCCACAACUGUGGACUGGCUGAAGUACCCAACUCUGGAGGGGUAACAUACUCCUCGCCCUCAUUGUAGAACAUUGGGUGCUUCUCAGGAGAAUGGUUGUCUAAGUACUGAUGUGUGCGAAGCCGCCUUGUGUUUUGCACCAGAACUCCCAAGGAGCUGUCUCAACAAUAGAAAAAGAGAAGGUUUUUUUUUUGAGUUAGAUGUGGCACUUUAAAAACUAAGUAAAAGGAACACAAAUCCUUUUCCAACUAUAAAAAGAAAUCGAGAAAUUUCCAGUUUAUGACAUUUUUCCAGGGUGAACUUCCAAUCAAUAUACUCGGUGUGUGACUGUACCUUCUCUCUGCAGUUUCUUGUAACUCCUGCUGCUGUUCAUUUUGGCUGUGUGUUCUGUUACAGACAAACUUGAAAUUAAAUCUAUCAGUAAAUGUAUACUUUUCAGUAGUCACAGGUGAAAUGGUGUGAGAAAGUUACUGUAAGGGCAUGCAAAUAAAAAGUUACUUUUUUAAAAUUGGA